CCCUCCUUGUCCAUCACUCUGCUCAACACAAAACAAGUACUCUAAUCACUCACGUGUGUAUUCAACAUUGGUAUAUUCACACAACUCACAAAAUAAGGAUCCGCGCUUUGAGAGAAGAUUCGAAACUGCGAAUCUAUUGACACAGGAUGACACCUGCGGUACAUCGGCGAAUGAGGCGUCAUGGUCCGGUGUACGUUCUCGUUCUGGCAUCAGUGAUGAUGCUUGUCCUGGCUCAGGUGCCCAUUGAAAAUGAAGAGUACGAUGAACGAGGUCCAAGGGCAGCAACAACAGAGUCGGCGGCGGAUAAUGACACAGGAACUCCAUCCUGGUGGCGUGCGGGUUACGAGGGUGACGGCACGACGCACGAACAGGUUGGACAGCUGCACUGGCCUCCUGUCAUGUACACAAGGUACGAGGGGCGUCCCAACUACUCCCGGGAUCUUACCUCACCAACCAAAUCCGUGAAUUUCAUUUACAACUUUACGCAUAAUCUCUUCGAGCGGGUGUUCACCGACGACCCCGCGCUGCCACAGAAAUACAUUAUGGCGAUGGGCAAUGAUGUGGUGGCUCUGGGCCCCAAGGUGGAGCGCAACGAUUGGUCUGAUCUAUUGGCUCGCUACUGGCUGCUGCUUUUCUUCGUGAUAUUCCUCGUAGCCGGCAUCAUUCUCAUUCCGUGUAUUGGUGUAUGCUAUUGCUGUCUCUGCUGCUGUCGCCGUUGCAAGCAGGGAUGUCCGACGUGCACUAGCGCAGUGGACUUCCGGAGGCGCAUGUGUUGCGGCACGUGCCUAGCGAUCCUCGUCGUUGGCCUAUGCUUUGGUGUCUAUAUUGCCUUUGUGUCGAACAAGUUUUUGGAUCGGGGAUUCGAUGAUACUACAAUGACAAUGCGGCGCGGUAGCGAGGACACUUGCGUCUUUUUGAAGGAUGUGGCUGAUCACAUUACACAUCUUUUUUUGAAAAACUUUAUCGAACUGGAGACGCACGUGAGCGAUUUAUUAGAAAAUGCGUAUACGCACAUCUUUCUGGACCUCGCGGACACAUCCGAUAGCAAUGCGCUGGUUGAAUUGGAGCGCAUUUUGGACAACAUGCCAGCAGCCCUCAUCAUCAUGCGUCAGGUGGAUAAGAUGGAGAAGGAACUUCGCUUCUGUGGUUCCACGUAUCGAGACUGUGUUCGAGGAUUGAAGCGAGACAUCGACUAUGUAGUCGCCAAUUUAUGUUCAAGAAGUGAUUGUCACCUUUCCUAUCGUCAUAGAGACGUUGUAAGUUUGGGUCUUCCGGAGUGUCUGUACUUUGAUCAGCUUCCCAACACUACACUCUAUGUGGAGGCAAUGCAAAAAAUUAUUAAGGAUAAGUAUUUGGAGAUACCAAAGAGGGGCAUUGCUCGCCUCAGAUUAGUAAUUGACAAAAUCCGUAAACAGAUGGAACUGAUCAUUCCGCCAUUGAGGCGAGAUUUUGGCAUGGGGCGGGGUCUCGUUUUUAAAUAUGCCUCAACAAUACGCAACUUAAUUGAAGCAGUGAUCAGUGAUAUUCAUCUCAAUACGAUGCGCACGACAAAGACAUACGACGAUGUCUACGAAAAGUUUGGGCAAGAUCGCGAUGAUAUUUAUAAAUUUACAUGCGUCUUAAUAUUCAUACUAAUCAUAGUCCUGAUCUCUGCACUCUUAUGCGGCUGCAUCGGUCCAAGUCGGACGACAGCCGGUGCCUUUGGGUUUUGCAGCAAGGGUACGGGCGCCUCCUGUCUGCUCAUGGCCAUGAUUAUUAUAUUUUGUAUAUAUUCGUGGGUCACACUAAUUGGAUUAUUCUACUUUCUGAUCGGUCUGGUGACCUAUGAGGGUGCCUGCUCCCCGUCCAGCGAAGGCGACAAGAAUACACUCUUUCGGAAUCUGGACGCUUUGAUCGAUCUGAGUACAUUCUCGACGCUCGCCGAUGAUGCUUUUGUGCCACCCAUGCGUAUGUCGAGCGCCAUCAAGCACUGUCAGGCAAAUGAGUCCAUCUUUCAUCUGCUGCGUGUGAAUAAUCUUUUCGAUGUCGACGACUUAACACGCCUGCAGAUGUCACUCGAUAACGCCAAAGACACGAAACAGUUUACCGAGGAUCUAUCGCAGAUUUACAUCUUGACUGACGACGAAAAAAAGCUGCUCCGCGAGCUGAGCCACGGCAAUCUCUCGUCCUACCACUCAAGCUUAUACCUGUCAAAUUUGUGCACCCGUUUUACGUACCACGAUUUGGUACCCGAUUGGUCGGGUCCGUGGCGAAAGCUCGCCGAAGAUUUGCUUGUGAGUGACUUAAAUUAUUGGACGUACCAUGACGGUGUACCGCCCGACUAUAAAGGAUGGAAAACGUACCAUUACUACUACUGGAAUGCCCACGUGGCAUUGCAUAAUGUCCUCAUCGAUGCCGACGCCUUCUUUAACAACUUCAAUGACAAAGGCGAGGGGCUUAUUAACAAGAUUAGCAGGGACGUUCCAAAGGUCGAUAAACUUAUUUUGUACGAAAACUUAGAUUUCGGCGAUUCGAUUGAUACACUGCUCGGUGCGAUACUGUGGGGCGAGAAGUUUAUCCAAGAACGAGGCAGGGAUUAUAUUAACAAUCUAGCCCAGAAUCUUACCGACGCCAUCAACGGCCAGCUUCGCGAUUAUAUCGAUAUGAUAGUUGAUGAAUCCAACACUCAUGUCGGCCAUUGCCAGCCACUCGCCUACAUUUACUAUCGGGGCGUUAGUUUCAUUUGCGAGCGCCUAGUGAAUCCCCUUAAUAGUGCCUGGGUGGGCAUGCUACUGUGCUCCUUGCUCUUUCUGCCGAUACUCUUCAUAAGCCAUCGUUUGAUGUGCUUGUACCUGAAAAUAUAUCCAACGGCUUCUGUUGAAGAUGGUGGUCACAAAUGUCUCAACUGCGCGACGGUACAACGUGAGUAUAGCCCACGGCCGCCCGGUACUGAUUUCCCCGUGGGAUUUCCACACCCCCCACGACAUUUGGAGCGGCAACAGGAAUCAUUGGCGAAGCUGCAGAUUGAGAAGAGUAAGCGGAAGAGAGAGUAGCCCAGACCAGUGUCAUCUUUCAUCUUUCCAUGUUCGUUGAAGAAUUCUAGAGGAUUCUUGUGGAUAAUCCAGAUCCAAUUUGAUAAUUUGUUAAGGUUCUCAAAAUAUACAACAGUUACACAAUAACAAAAAAACAAAAAAACCAUUGACAAUCUUUUAGGUUCAAUUAUGAGAAUUAAGAUUUGUCUACUUGUCGUUAGUCUCUAAGAGAGAAGAUUUAAUAAAUAAAGUCCUGUAAUAAUAAAU
Molecule: messenger RNA, 3278 nt
Organism: Drosophila obscura
Lineage: Eukaryota; Metazoa; Arthropoda; Insecta; Diptera; Drosophilidae
Product: prominin-like protein
Exons: 10
Coding region: 147-3032 (961 amino acids)
Cellular component (GO): membrane
Source: RefSeq, a predicted model, not a curated record